Messenger RNA from Cuscuta epithymum, 2207 nucleotides. NCBI's taxonomy places the organism in Eukaryota, Viridiplantae, Streptophyta, Magnoliopsida, Solanales, Convolvulaceae. The record is from the annotation of a GenBank genome assembly.
GCUUUAUGUAGUAGUGCGCCUGGCAAAUUAGAUGUGCCGUGAAUUUGAUCAAGGACAAACUUGUCCAGGAGGUGCGCCGAGCAUCACCCGGGUAUAAUUUGCGGUUGAAAGAGGAUUGCUGGUUUGAAGGCACAGAGAUUUAUUUCAGACAGAAUAAAUGUGUCAAUGCAAAAAAAAAAUGUGUCAAUGAGUGGCCAAGAAAGCAGAGGACUAUUGGGCACGUUAGAGCUAAGAUGUUCAUCUAUUCUGCAGCAGAAGAACAACACCAGGGCGACUCUCCUCCAACUUUUCACCUUCAUGUUACGGAACUCAUUGGAGACCAACAUCAACCUCAUCACCAAUAUAAUCACCGCCUUCUCCUCCGCCGACCCAAUUGCCGGGAUCCACCACUCGCGCCGCCUGUUCGACUUCGUUCCCAGAAAAGAUGACAGCUUUCUAUGCAACACUAUGAUAAAAUCCUAUCUUGAUUCUGGACACGUGGUGGAUGCCAUGAUUUUGUACCGGGAUUUGCUGGGGAACACGGGGUUUAAGCCCGACAAUUACACCUUCUCCAGCUUGGCGAAGUGUUGUUCUUUGAGAGUAGCCUUCUGGGAUGGCCUGGUUGUACACAACCAUGCAUUGAGAAGCGGGACUGUCUCGAAUUUGUACGUAGCAACAUCUCUAGUUGACAUGUAUGGGAAGCUUGGGUGUAUCUAUCUAGCGCAGAAGGUGUUCGAUGAAAUGACUCAAUGGAGUCCUGUUUCCUGGACCGCUCUCAUUGGAGGCUACGUGAAGUUUGGGGAUAUGGACACCGCAAAGCGGCUCUUCUAUUUAAACCCAGAGAAAGACAUUGCGGCUUUUAAUAUGAUGAUUGAUGCUUUUGUGAAGCGGGGAGAUAUGGAAUCAGCAGAGACCUUGUUUUCUGAAAUGCAAUCAAGAAAUGUGGUGACCUGGACUAGUAUGCUUGACGGCUAUUGCACUGUGGGUAGUCUUACUGAAGCACGACGGCUAUUUGACAUGAUGCCGGAGAGGAAUAUAUGUUCAUGGAAUGCAAUGAUUGGCGGAUACAGUCAAAACAAGCAACCACAUGAGGCUUUAAAGUUGUUCCAUGAGUUGAGAACAAGGACUAGUUUGGAGAUGACGGACGUCACGGUGGUUAGUGUACUUCCAGCCAUUGCUGAACUGGGUGCUUUAGAUUUGGGCAUCUCUGUCCACCACUUAGUGAAGACGAAGAAACUGGACAGAAGAAACCUUAACGUCUCCACUGCACUCGUUGAUAUGUAUGCCAAAUGCGGCGAAAUAGAAAAAGCCACAAGAUUUUUUGAUGGAAUAGGGAUUGUUAAAGACGCAUCCACUUGGAAUGCAAUGUUAAAUGGAUUGGCAGUGAAUGGCUGUGCUAGGAAAGCAUUAGAUGUAUUUGAACAAAUGACACGUAGUGGGUGCAAACCGAAUAGCAUAACCAUGCUAGCCGUUUUGUCAGCUUGCAACCAUGGAGGUUUAGUUGAAGAAGGGAAGAGAUGGUUCAAAGAAAUGGAGAAAUAUGGGGUCACUCCCAUGAUCGAACAUUAUGGGUGUUUGGUUGAUCUUUUGGGAAGGUCGGGACGUUUGGAAGAAGCUGAAAGAUUGAUUGAGUGCAUGCCAUACGAGGCUAAUGGGAUAAUACUGAGUUCUUUUCUAUUUGCGUGUGGGUAUGCUAAAGAUGUCAAGAGGGCGGAGAAGGUGAAAGAUAAGGCGAUUGAGAUGGAGCCAUGGAAUGAUGGUAUCUAUGUGAUGUUGAGGAAUUUGUAUGCGAGAGAGAGAAGAUGGACAGAUGUUAAAGAAAUGAAGGGAUUGUUGAGGGAAAGCGGGGCAAAGAAAGAGGCAGGUUGCAGUUCGAUUGAAGUAGAGGGUAAGGUUUGGGAAUUUGUAGCUGGUGGUAAGAUGAAUCCUCAUUGGGGGGAGAUUUAUUUACUAUUAGAGGAUUUGCUGAUUUACAUGAAGAUGCAUGACAGAGCUACUUAUGCAGACCCAACUCUAUUUUCUUGACUGAACAUUAUUAUAUUUCCUCCAUUUUCAUUUUUCACCAUGAACAACAGUCAAGGAAUGUAUGAGAAUGUAGCGGGCGGCGUAGCGGGCUAUAGCGGGCGGCAUUACAAAUAUUGGACAUUAGUAUAUGAGAAUGUAGCCGGUAAUUAAAAACCCUGAAAAAGUUAGAAAUCUGGCCAUCUAUGUUUUUAAAAAUCGAUCCG